Messenger RNA from Auanema sp. JU1783, 1032 nucleotides. Lineage: Eukaryota; Metazoa; Nematoda; Chromadorea; Rhabditida; Rhabditidae. The record is from the annotation of a GenBank genome assembly.
AUGAGCAGAGUGGCUGUUGAAAACGCUCUAAAAGUUGUGAGACAGAAGUUCAUUACUACCGCAGCUUCACAGUUUCCUCAUGACUCUAUGGAAUACGAUGCUGUACUGUAUCGAACGAAAAUGUUAUUUAAUAAAACUGUAAUGGGAGGAAAGUAUGCCAGAUCUUCAUUGUGCGUAAAAGCAUACGGUGCAUUGAAACCUUUUUCAACAGAAGAAGAGCUGAAAAAAGUUGCGCAAGUAGCUUGUACAAUGGAGAUGGUCCAAUCUUCGUAUCUCAUCCUGGAUGAUAUUAUGGAUCAGUCCCAAACUAGACGAGGUGAACCCUGUUGGUAUAAAAGGAAAAACAUCGGUUACGGUGCUAUCAAUGAUGGGAUUCUGAUAGAAUGUUUCGUUGAUGAUUUGAUUGAGCAGAUCAUACCAAACCACCCCAACUUGAACCGAAUUUUAAAAGCUUUUCGAAAAUCGAAAAGAAACACAAUAUUAGGACAAUUGAUUGACUCUGACAGUCAAGGGAAAAUGGCUUCUUUCACAUGGGAGAGAUAUGAACAAUUGGUUCAAUUCAAGACAUCUCAUUACACAUAUUUCCUUCCUAUCGAAACAGCUUUAUUGCUAGCAGAUGAGAACAGUGGACACAAUGAUGCACGAGGGCUUGCUUAUUUGAUUGGGUUCCUGUUUCAAUCACAAGAUGACGUAAUGGACGUUUUUGGAGACCCUUCCGUCACAGGAAAAGUAGGAACAGAUUUGAAAGACGGCAAAUGCACCUGGUUAACUGUAAGGGCUGUUCAAAAGCUACAAGACCACAAAGAUAUGUUGGCGGAGUGGACGGAACUUUUUGGAAAAACUGAUGACCAGAGCUUGAGUAGAAUGAAAAGAAUCUUAGAAGAACUCCAACUACAUAGGGAAUUCAGAGUAUUUGAAGAUAAAUAUUCAGCACAUGUAAAAGAGAAGAUCAACACUGCGGACUCGUCUCUUAGGCCGAUUGCUCAAGUUCUACUCGAUAGUGUAGACAGCAUUAUCAAGCGCUCCAAAUAG